Triticum aestivum (bread wheat) is the source of this 1699-nucleotide messenger RNA. RefSeq names its product monooxygenase 2. The transcript is spliced from 4 exons. The record is from RefSeq and is a predicted model, not a curated record. Bases 242 to 1552 code for a protein of 436 amino acids. Gene Ontology annotation, molecular function: FAD binding. NCBI's taxonomy places the organism in Eukaryota, Viridiplantae, Streptophyta, Magnoliopsida, Poales, Poaceae.
UCAAGUUGCUAGGUUGUUAAGCAACACACAAAAACGACACUCUCUUUUUUGUUCUCUUAUUAAGCUAUUUGUGUUGGGACAUUUGUGUUAUGUCCACUUGUUUCGGCGCAUCUUGUAUUCUAGUACAGGUCCUAGAUCUGGCACGCCUGCCAGUGUGCAGUUUAAACAUUUUCAGGACAAAGCAUAGCCGAGCAAGAUGCCAAGAGCAAUCAUCGCGAGCUAGCUAGCAAGUUAGGUGACGAUGGCCGAUCGCGGCGGCAAGGCACCAGCAUGGACAUCCGCGGCGGCCGUGGACGUCGACGCUGAGAUGGUCAUCGUCGGCGCCGGGAUCGCGGGGCUCGCGACCGCGCUGGCGCUGCGGCGGCUCGGCGUGGGCGCGGCUGGCGGCGGCGUCCUGGUGCUGGAGCGGCACGCCGAGCUGCGCUCCACAGGCGCCGCGCUCACCAUCUUCCCCAACGGCUGGUUCGCGCUCCGCGCCCUCGGCGUCGCGCACAAGCUCACCUCCCGCUACGAUGCCUUCGAAACAUCCCGAGUGACUACUCUGGAAACUGGAGCAACGCAGGUGUUCCGCUUUGCAGGGCGUAAAAGCAGCAGCGGCGACGUGAGAGUGAGACCGAUGCAUCGGAAGGCGCUGCUGGAGGCGCUCGCGGAGGAGCUGCCUCCGGGCACCAUCAGGUUCUCGUCCAAGCUCGCCUCGAUCGCCACCGAGAAGGCGCAGGGUUCCCCGGAGAUCGCCGUCCUACGGUUAGACGACGGUACGGUGAUCCGAUCCAAGGUGCUGAUCGGGUGCGACGGGGUGCACUCCGUGGUGUCGCAGUGGCUGGGCCUGUCGGAGCCGGCGAGCUCAGGCCGGUCCGCCGUCCGCGGGCUCGCCGUGUACCCGGACGGGCACGGCCUGAAGAAGGAGCUCCGGCAGUUCCUCUCGGAGGGUCUGAGGGCCGGCAUGGUGCCCAUCAGCGACACCGAUGUCUACUGGUUCCUCGUCAACAACACCGUCCCUGCAGAGCAGGAGGCCGGCACGGACCCCGCCAAGAUCCUGCGGGAGGUCACGGACAACCUGGGCAGGCACAUGCCGGCGGAGUACCUGGACGUGGCGCGCCACUCCGACUCCGGCAACCUGUCGUGGGCGCCACUGCUGUACCGCGCCCCCUGGGCCAUCCUCAGGGGUCCGGCGGCCCGCGGGCCGGUCACGGUGGCCGGCGACGCGUUCCACCCGAUGACCCCCGACAUGGCGCAGGGCGGGUGCUCCGCGCUGGAAGACGCGGUGGUGCUCGCGCGCGCUUUGUCUCGGGCGGCCACGCCCGCCGACGGCGUGGCCUCCUACGUGGCUGAGCGGCGUGGCCGGGCUGCCUGGCUGGUCGCCGGGGCAUACCUGUCGGGCUGGGUCCAGCAGGGCGGGACCAACGUCCGGGGCGUGCGAGGGUACAUGGUCAGGCUGUUUCGCGACUGGAUCUUUUACAGGUUCUUGUUCCCCAGGCUCGCCGAUACAAUGUGGUUCGAUUGCGGCGACCUGGUGGAGCCAAACGCGGAGGGCAAGACCCACUCCGAGUAAACUAAAUGCCAUAUUGCGUUAUACUCCCUCCGCCAAUGAUGUGUUAUAUAGCCUGUCCAGACGUGACCUUAUCAAUUCACAUGAAAAUAUGUGUGUUUUCUAUACUACUACCUUCAAUCCAUAUUAAUUAUCGUUGAUUUAAUACAA